Phragmites australis (common reed) is the source of this 2579-nucleotide messenger RNA. Its product is annotated as FACT complex subunit SSRP1-B-like. Lineage: Eukaryota; Viridiplantae; Streptophyta; Magnoliopsida; Poales; Poaceae. The transcript has 16 exons. Gene Ontology annotation, molecular function: DNA binding; nucleosome binding; histone binding. The record is from RefSeq and is a predicted model, not a curated record. Gene Ontology annotation, cellular component: nucleus; FACT complex. The coding region runs from base 360 to 2270 and encodes 636 amino acids.
ACUGCAAAUGUUAAUUUUAGAUACUGUAGAUAUCAAUUUUCGAUGUGACAACAGAUAGUUGAAGCGUCGGCCGUCCGGGUGCUAAAUCUCCCUUACAAUAUUAGACAAACCUUUCGUUUGCUCUCGAGACGAUUGCCCCACCUGUCAGACUAGCCCUGCUCGCCAUCUUAGCGCCUAUAUUAACGCGCCGCGCGCCCCCUUCCCCCACCCAAAAACCAAAGCCGUCCUCUCCUCCACCCGGAGCUACACGAUCACAGACACCCGCUGAAGAGGCGACGCGUGCGCGAGAUCACGCGAGAGCGAGCCGGGACGGUUCUAGCGGCGGCGGCGGCCACCGGCUGUGCGCGGCGGUUGGCGAGAUGACAGACGUCCACCACUUCAACAAUAUCUCCCUCGGCGGCCGCGGCAUCGGCUACCCUGGACAGUUUAAACUUUAUUCAGGAGGGCUUGCAUGGAAGAAGCAUGGUGGUGGAAAGAUCAUUGAGGUUGAUAAAGCUGAUAUCACUUCUGUAACAUGGAUGAAGAUCCCUAGAUCUUACCAGCUUGAUGUUGGGACAAAGGAGGGCCUCUUUUACAGGUUCUUUGGCUUCCGUGAACAGGAUGUUAGCAAUCUGACUAACUUCAUACAAAGAAGCAUGGGAAUCUCACCGGAGGAGAAGCAGCUUUCCAUUAGCGGGCAUAAUUGGGGUGGAGUUGAAAUCAAUGGAAAUAGGCUUUGCUUUAAUGUUGGUGCGAAUGAAGCAUUUGAAGUCUCCCUAGCAGAUGUGUCACAGACUCAGAUGCAAGGGAAAACAGAUGUUGUUCUGGAGUUCCAUGUAGAUGAUACUACUAGGGCUAAUGAGAAAGAUUCGCUGAUGGAUGUAAGUUUUCAUGUACCGACUUCAAAUACUCAAUUCAUUGGAGAUGAGCAUCGUACUUCAGCUCAGAUGUUAUUGGAGGUGAUCUCAGAUAAAAUUGGUGGUAGCGGUCCAGAGGCGGCUGUUGUUACAUUUGAUGGAAUUGCAAUUCUUACACCAAGAGGUCGAUACAGUAUUGAGCUUCAUCAGUCAUUCUUGCGACUGCAAGGACAAGCUACGGAUUUCAAAAUCCAGUAUAGCAGUAUUCUUCGCCUCUUUGUUUUGCCAAAGUCACACAAUCCUCAUACUUUUGUGGUUAUCACACUUGAUCCACCAAUUCGCAAAGGACAAACAUUGUAUCCUCACAUUGUUAUUCAGUUUGAGACAGAGGCAGUGGUUGAAAGGGACCUGACACUAAGUGAGGAGGUUUUGGCUGAAAAGUACAAGGAUAGGCUUGAGAGCUCUUACAGGGGUCUAAUACAUGAGGUAUUCUCCAAGGUCCUUCGUGGUCUAUCUGGUGCUAAAGUGACAAGGCCAAGUACAUUCCGCAGUUGCCAAGAUGGAUAUGCAGUCAAAUCAUCACUUAAAGCUGAAGAUGGUUUGCUCUAUCCACUUGAAAAAGGCUUCUUCUUCCUGCCAAAGCCCCCUACACUCAUUCUUCACGAGGAGAUUGAGUAUGUUGAGUUUGAGCGUCAUGGUGCUGGCGGUGCUAGUAUGUCAUCUCAGUAUUUUGACCUCUUGGUCAAGCUGAAAAAUGGUCAAGAACAUCUCUUCAGAAACAUCCAAAGGAAUGAAUACCAUAACUUAUUCAACUUCAUCAGUGGUAAGCAUUUGAAAAUUCUGAAUCUUGGAGAUGGCCAAGUUAGAACUGGUGGUGUUGCAGCUGUUCUUCAGAGCACUGAUGAUGAUUCCGUUGAUCCACAUCUGGAGAGAAUUAAAAAUCAGGCUGGUGAUGGGGAAAGUGAUGAAGAGGAUGAAGAUUUUGUGGCGGACAAGGACGAUAGUGGAUCUCCUUCUGAUGAUUCUGAUGAGGGUGGCUCUGAUGCUAGUUUGAGUGGAGGAGAAAAGGAGAAACCUUCCAAAAAGGAAGCUAGCAGCUCAAAGCCGCCUGUGAAGAGGAAGCACAAGAGUGGGGCUGAUGAAGGUUCUGAGAAAAGAAAGCCAAAGAAGAAGAAAGAUCCGAAUGCUCCUAAAAGAGCGAUAGCUCCUUUCAUGUACUUCUCAAAGGCUGAGCGAGCUAAUAUAAAGAGCAGCAAUCCUGAACUGGCUACCACAGAGAUCGCAAAGAAGCUCGGGGAGAGGUGGCAAAAGAUGACAGCUGAGGAGAGACAGCCGUACGUGGAGCAGUCCCAAGUCGACAAGCAACGCUACGCGGAAGAGUCCGCCGCCUACCGCAGUGCAGCCGCUCCGGGCUCCGGCGAUGGGUCGGCGUGAAGGUUGCACGUUUUGCCAGUUGACGGAACGGAUUGUUGGAUUGUUUAGCGAUCAGUGUCAAAAGGGCGGCACAAUUUACCUUAUCUUUUCAACCUUGCAUCCGAUCUAUCUUAUCUCGUAGUACUAGAUACUCCAGCAUUUAGUGUUGGUACGUGGGAGCUGGUGCUUUCUUAUGUGCUGCUUACUUGCCUGGAAUACCAAGCCUUUUCCCAAAUAAUCAGUAAUGUUGCUUUGCUAGGGACGUUUGAUGGGUGUGUCGCACUGUUUUCAUUUUGUCGUGUUAUUAAAUAGAGGCAUAAAACACGUUAA